GCAUUAUUUCUACCCAGUCUACUCAAUCUCACGAACCAUAGAGCCUCCUACUUUAUAGCCAAGUAUUGUCACAACCAAAUUAUCCCAGCACCUCAAGAUGUAUAUCCAAAGAUUCGUCAUCGCAGCAAUCGUUCUCCCACUCGCUAUUGCGGCUCCUAUCGCUAAUACCGCGGGCGAGAACAACAACUCCCAAGUCAUCCAAAAUGGUGACAAACAUGAUGGGGUGGCAUCUACAUCAACCACUCUCCGAGCACGCCAAAUCUUGUGGACACUUUUGGGUCCUUUGGGGUUCGAGCCCGUUGUCGAUGGGGUCAAUGGUGCACUUGUGGGACUCGGGCUCAAGUGAAUGGAGGCGCGGUAAAUUGUGCCCUCACUGAUUGAGACGAGCCAAGAGACAGCACCCGUAUGGAUGAGGGGGAGACGCAAGAAAAUCUUAUCGGAGGGCGGGUGACUUGAAAGACUUUGAAUUUUGUGUCAUCGAUGGGGAAAUGUUUGUUAUUUGUUGUUUAUGGAUUUCUUUAGCGGUGAUAUGUUAUUUUCAAUGGAAUUCAACGUAGCAAUAUGCUUUACAGCGUUCGUAUGGUAGAGGAAGGAACUCAAUACACUUUAUCUCAAAGCAUUAAUCUUCGUUUUAAUCCCA
This is a messenger RNA of Botrytis cinerea B05.10, 640 nucleotides long. RefSeq lists its product as hypothetical. NCBI's taxonomy places the organism in Eukaryota, Fungi, Ascomycota, Leotiomycetes, Helotiales, Sclerotiniaceae. The record is from RefSeq and is a predicted model, not a curated record. The coding region runs from base 98 to 346 and encodes 82 amino acids. The transcript is spliced from 3 exons.